CGCCCACUUUAACCUUUCAAAUCUCCAAUGCUUUUCAUUAAACCGCCCCUGGUUUCAAUCAAUUUUAUUAAUACCCUUAAACCCUUUUACUAUUUCACUCACCACUACCAUCCACUUCUCAAAAAUCGCAAAAAAUAGAAAAAAAUGGGUUCCCAUAUUGAACUUGGAACUUCUCUACAUCCUUCAUCAAACUCGUCACCCUUACAUCCAAUUGCUUCAAAUUCUGCAACACUUGGUAGACAUUUAGCACGUCGUCUAGUUCAAGUUGGUGUAAAAGAUGUAUUCUCAAUACCUGGUGAUUUUAACCUAUGUUUGUUAGAUCACUUAAUAGCUGAACCAGAACUUAAUUUAGUUGGUUGUUGUAAUGAACUUAAUGCUGGUUAUGCUGCUGAUGGUUAUGCAAGAGCAAAAGGUGUUGGUGCUUGUGUUGUUACCUUUACUGUUGGUGGACUUAGUGUUAUUAAUGCUAUUGCUGGUGCUUAUAGUGAGGAUCUACCUGUGAUAUGCAUUGUCGGUGGUCCUAAUUCUAAUGAUUAUGGUACUAAUCGUAUUCUUCAUCAUACUAUUGGAUUACCUGAUUUUAGUCAAGAACUGCGAUGCUUUCAGACUGUCACUUGUUUCCAGGCUGUGGUUAACAACUUGGAUGAUGCACAUGAGCUAAUUGACACUGCUAUCUCAACUGCUUUGAAGGAAAGCAAGCCAGUUUAUAUCAGUAUUAGCUGUAAUUUGCCUGCAGUUCCUCACCCAACUUUUACUGAAGAGCCUGUGCCGUUCUAUCUUGCACCAAGGAUCAGCAAUCAAAUGGGGCUAGAGGCUGCAGUGGAGGCUACAGCCGAGUUUUUAAACAAGGCUGUAAAACCUGUAAUUGUUGGUGGGCCUAGGUUAAGGGUGUGUAAGGCUCAGCAAGCAUUUGUUGAGCUAGCAGAUGCUAGCGGGUAUGCCAUAUCUGUCAUGCCAUCUGGCAAAGGUCUGAUACCUGAACAUCACCCUCACUUUAUUGGAACGUAUUGGGGUGCCGUCAGUUCCAGCUUCUGCGGGGAAAUUGUGGAGUCAGCUGAUGCUUAUGUUUUUGUUGGCCCCAUCUUUAAUGACUACAGUUCUGUGGGGUACUCGUUGCUUAUCAAGAAGGAGAAGGCUGUAAUUGUACAGCCUAACCGGGUUACCAUUGGCAAUGGUCCUUCUUUUGGCUGUGUGUAUAUGGCAGACUUCUUGACUGCUUUGGCCUCGAAACUGAAGAAGAACACUACAGCUAUGGAAAAUUAUCAACGAAUCUUUGUUCCACAUGGUAUCCCUUUGAAGCGUGAAAUAAAUGAACCUUUGAGAGUAAACAUCCUAUUCAAGCAUAUUCAGGAAAUGCUGAGUGGAGACACGGCAGUUAUUGCGGAAACAGGGGAUUCAUGGUUCAACUGUCAGAAAUUACAUCUCCCAGAAAAUUGCGGAUAUGAAUUCCAGAUGCAGUAUGGAUCCAUCGGAUGGUCAGUAGGUGCCACUCUUGGAUAUGCUCAGGCUGCCAAACAUAAGCGUGUCAUUGCCUGUAUUGGUGAUGGAAGUUUCCAGGUUACAGCUCAGGACGUCUCCACGAUGAUCCGCUGUGGCCAGAAGACUAUCAUAUUCCUCAUUAACAAUGGAGGAUACACAAUUGAAGUUGAAAUCCAUGACGGGCCAUAUAAUGUGAUUAAGAACUGGAACUACACCAAGUUUGUUGACGCUAUCCAUAAUGGUGAAGGAAAAUGUUGGACCACCAAGGUGAAAACAGAGGAGGAGCUGAUCGAAGCAAUCUCAAAAGCAACAGGAGAAGAAAAGGAUAGCUUAUGCUUCAUAGAGGUCUUGGUGCACAAGGAUGAUACGAGCAAAGAACUGUUGGAAUGGGGAUCAAGGGUUUCGGCUGCCAAUAGUCGCCCACCAAAUCCUCAGUAACGACUGUUCAGAAUUAUGUGAGCUGUCAUACAUCGGACCUCGAGUCUAAAUUGGUUUCACAAUUCUAUCUUUCAGUAGGCUUAUAAAGUUUAGAUAAAUAAGAGUCCGAUAAUAAUAUUAGUGAGAGAUUGUAACCGGGAACACCUGGAAUGCACUUCACAUGAAUUUACCAAGCACUCUAGUGAUGUUUUUUUUCUUCUUUUUUUUGAACAAAAGAAACAAAUAUAUUGCA
This is a messenger RNA of Papaver somniferum (opium poppy), 2149 nucleotides long. RefSeq names its product pyruvate decarboxylase 1-like. Lineage: Eukaryota; Viridiplantae; Streptophyta; Magnoliopsida; Ranunculales; Papaveraceae. Gene Ontology annotation, molecular function: magnesium ion binding; carboxy-lyase activity; thiamine pyrophosphate binding. The transcript is spliced from 7 exons. The record is from RefSeq and is a predicted model, not a curated record. Bases 145 to 1917 code for a protein of 590 amino acids.